This is a messenger RNA of Ostrea edulis (European flat oyster), 1493 nucleotides long. Its product is annotated as glycine receptor subunit alpha-2-like. Gene Ontology annotation, biological process: regulation of membrane potential; nervous system process; signal transduction. Bases 150 to 1193 code for a protein of 347 amino acids. The transcript is spliced from 8 exons. Gene Ontology annotation, molecular function: neurotransmitter receptor activity; extracellular ligand-gated monoatomic ion channel activity; transmembrane signaling receptor activity. Gene Ontology annotation, cellular component: synapse; membrane; neuron projection. The record is from RefSeq and is a predicted model, not a curated record. NCBI's taxonomy places the organism in Eukaryota, Metazoa, Mollusca, Bivalvia, Ostreida, Ostreidae.
GCAGUCUAUUGUACAUGAUACAGGAGCACUGCUCCUCCCUCUUCUGCCGCAUAACUUUACAUCCACUAAUGGAAUUAUUAAUUCCUGUAACAAAGUACUUAAGCCUCGCGAUACUAGAGAGGCACCAGAGACGAGGAUAACCUAUAGGGAUGAAGCUGGCAGUUGUGUGUGUGUCUGUUAGCGUGGCUGUGCUUUUGUCCGCAGAUUGUGUGGAUUGUCAAAGUAUUAUGAGGACUGAUUUCAUCCAAGCAAUGUUUGACGAGUAUGACAGCGGAAUCCCACCGAACUUUGAAAGCAAUCAAUCAACCAAAGUGAACGUCGGCGUAUAUGUAAACAGCAUCGAUUCUAUCAACGAACAGUCAAUGGAUUUCACUAUCAACGCCUUUGUCGAGCAAGAGUGGUGUGAUCCACGAUUGGAAUUUUAUGGAAUGAUAAAAGAUGAUUACUUUGAAUUGGACUCCAAAUUUAUGGUUAAAGUUUGGGUUCCCGACCUGUAUUUCACAAACGAAAAACGCGCAAGUUUCCACGACAUCACUGUACCAAAUAAAAUGCUCCAUUUGUACAAGAACGGAUGCAUCAAAUAUCGCUUGAGGGUAUCAGUGACUGCUUCUUGUCCAAUGCGACUGCAUAAAUAUCCAAUGGACACACAAACAUGCUCCCUUUAUAUACAAAGCUUUGCCUACACUCGAAAGAGAAUUGAGUUUCGAUGGAAGUCCAACAGACCCGUGAUCACUAGCAAUACAGUGGAGCUACCCCAAUUCACUCUUGUAAACAUUGAAACAAACAAUUCUUGUGAUGGAAAUGACGAUGCUGGCGAUUUCACCUGCAUCCAGGUAAAUUUUAAUCUAAAUCGCAAUAUAGGCUUCUAUAUGAUCCAGCUGUACAUCCCCACCAUUAUGAUCGUGCUAUUGUCCUGGCUGUCGUUUUGGCUAAGUGUAGACGCUGUUCCCGCACGCAUUUCACUGGGCAUCCUGACCGUUCUGACAAUGACAACACAGAAAAGCGCCGCCAUAUCUUCCCUGCCCAGAGUAUCCUACGUGAAAGCAAUUGACAUAUGGAUGGCGAUGUGCCUAGUGUUUGUCUUUGCUGCUCUACUGGAAUUUGCUUUCGUAAAUGUGAUGCAGAGAAGGCAGCAGAAAAUCGUAAUCUUAAGUAAUGCCUCAAACGAAUGCAAAUUGUCUCGUCAUUUGUAGGCAGAAGUUAGGACACCAAGUUUGAACAACAGGCGUUUCAACAGCGGACAAAAGGAAGCAAUUCGUGUUGAUCAUGUUUCCAGAAUUUUAUUUCCUGUUGUAUUUCUUACAUUCUGUGUGAUAUAUACUAUCGUAUAUAUGGUUUAAAUUUUUUCAAUAAAAUGAUGACAGUGUAGUUAGCUCACUUGAGCCUACGGCUCAAUUGAAAUAGUCCAGUGAAUGUGCUUUUGUAUAGAGCGUCGGGCUCGGCAUACGGAAUGUCUGCUUGAUUGUAUAUUGAAAUAAAAUUUUAGAAAUUCG